Molecule: messenger RNA, 842 nt
Organism: Mirounga angustirostris (Northern elephant seal)
Lineage: Eukaryota; Metazoa; Chordata; Mammalia; Carnivora; Phocidae
Gene: OVOL2
Product: ovo like zinc finger 2
Exons: 4
Coding region: 1-825 (274 amino acids)
Biological process (GO): epidermal cell differentiation; regulation of transcription by RNA polymerase II
Cellular component (GO): nucleus
Molecular function (GO): RNA polymerase II cis-regulatory region sequence-specific DNA binding; DNA-binding transcription factor activity, RNA polymerase II-specific
Source: RefSeq, a predicted model, not a curated record
AUGCCCAAAGUCUUCCUGGUGAAGAGGAGGAGCCCGGGGGUCUCCGUCCGCAGCUGGGAUGAGCUCCCGGAUGAGGAAAGGGCAGACACCUACAUCCCAGUGGGCCUGGGCCGUCUGCUCCACGACCCCCCCGAGGACUGCCGCAGCGACGGCGGCAGUAGCAGCAGCGGCGGCAGCAGCAGCGCGGGGGAGCCUGGAGGCGCCGAGAGCAGCUCGUCCCCGCGCGCCCCCGAGCGCGAAAUCCCCGAGCCCGGCGAAGUCGAGGGCCCGGGCGGACACCUGGCGGCGAUGCAGCGCCCGGUCGCCAGGUCGAAAAUCAAGUUCACCACAGGCACGUGCAGCGACCCCGCGGCCCACAGCUGUGAGCUGUGCGGCAAGGCCUUCCGCCUGCAGCGCAUGCUCAACCGCCACCUCAAGUGCCACAACCAGGUGAAGAGGCACCUGUGCACCUUCUGUGGCAAGGGCUUCAAUGACACCUUCGACCUGAAGAGGCACGUCCGCACGCAUACAGGCAUUCGCCCCUAUAAAUGUGACAUCUGCAACAAAGCCUUCACCCAGCGCUGCUCCUUGGAGUCCCACCUGAAGAAGAUCCACGGGGUGCAGCAACAGUAUGCCUACAAGCAACGCCGGGACAAGCUCUACGUCUGCGAGGAUUGUGGCUACACGGGUCCCACCCAGGAGGACCUGUACCUGCAUGUGAACAGUGCCCACCCGGGCAGCACCUUUCUCAAAAAGACAUCCAAAAAACUAGCGGCUCUUUUGCAAACCAAGCUGAUGUCCACGCGCCAGGGGAAUGCCAACCUGAGUGAGGAGGAGGAGAAGUGAGGGGGGCGGAGGCAGCC